Patiria miniata (bat star) is the source of this 5828-nucleotide messenger RNA. RefSeq names its product sodium- and chloride-dependent creatine transporter 1-like. The record is from RefSeq and is a predicted model, not a curated record. NCBI's taxonomy places the organism in Eukaryota, Metazoa, Echinodermata, Asteroidea, Valvatida, Asterinidae. Bases 393 to 2390 code for a protein of 665 amino acids. Gene Ontology annotation, biological process: sodium ion transmembrane transport. Gene Ontology annotation, cellular component: membrane. The transcript is spliced from 15 exons.
UGUGCGCCGGUGCGCCGCGAAUAUUGCGCAUAUACGCGCAUGUCACGUGUAUGAUCAUGUUUAUUGUUUUUGUGAACAUUUCCACAUGAACACACACACAAAAAACACGUGGCAGGCUAGGCGCGGUAACUUGUACUUGUAGUAGUGCACGCAUUUUAGGGAUAUUUGCUUUACAGGUGACGGUGAAUCAUAUCGGCAUACUUAUUUUGUUGACUGAAAAGUGUGCAUACAUUCUGCCGACUUUUAUCAGAGCCUCAAUUUCAAUUUGUAUUUAACCAGGCAAAGAACUACGUAACACAGUGGAGCCUUCAAAUUAUUUUAAUCCUGUUAGAAUUUAACGAUUCACACUAAUUGCAGGAAAGCAGGGAACUCAAACGCCAAACCUACACCCAAUGAAUGGAACAAAACCUCCUCCACCAAUUGGCAAUGACGUUGGCGAGGAUCGGGAGGGAUCAGCCAACUCGGCCGAUGAUUCAAGUGAGACAGGCUCCAUCCCGGAGCGGGAUAAUUGGACCAACAAACUGGAUUUUCUUCUGUCCUGCAUCGGGUAUGCCGUUGGCUUGGGAAAUAUCUGGCGAUUUCCAUAUCUCUGCUACAAAAAUGGAGGCGGUGCCUUUUUAAUCCCCUACUUCUUAUGCCUUCUGGUGUCCGGCAUCCCUAUGUUUCUUCUGGAGGUCAGUCUUGGGCAGUUCAUGUCCAGGGGCUGCAUCAUGAGCUGGCAGAUAUGCCCACUCUUUCAGGGGGUUGGGUAUGCAACGACUAUAGUGGCCACUCUCUGCAAUCAGUACUACAUUGUCAUCCUAGCCUGGGCACUGUAUUACUUUUUCAAGUCAAUGACAUUGGAACUGCCCUGGGCUACCUGCGGAAAUACGUGGAACACGGAUCAGUGCAUAGAAUCCAAAGAGGAGGGAUCUAAAGUUGAAUGCAUGAACUACACUGUUGUUAACGGAACCAACUACACGGACUACAUGUACGCACUGCCUGAUGAAUUCACAGAGGAGGUGAAUCUCACCAACUUCAAUGAAACACUGUUGCCUGACUGUGCCGAUGUAAUUGGGUCCCGUGUGUCUUCUGUGCAGGAGUUCUGGGAAAACAAGGUGCUGCAGUUAUCAGGAGGACUUGAUGAGAUUGGCACGCUGGUCUGGCCCCUGGUGCUGUGUCUCUUUCUAGCCUGGGUCCUUGUGUAUUUCAUUGUAUGGAAAGGGGUCAAGAGUUCAGGCAAGGUUGUGUACUUCACGGCUACCUUCCCAUACGUGGUACUGACCAUCAUGCUGAUCCGUGGUGUCACACUGCCUGGAGCUGGCACAGGGCUCUUGUUCUACCUCAGACCUGACAUAUCCCGCUUGAAAGAUGCUCAGGUGUGGAUUGAUGCCGGGUCACAGAUAUUUUACUCCUAUGCCGUUGGCUUUGGGACACUGACCGCACUUGGCAGCUACAAUAAAUUCCACAAUAACUGCUACAGUUUGUUUAACCUUACUAUUGACAGAGACACACUGAUUGUGACAGCUUUCAACUGCUGCACCAGCCUCUACGGAGGUCUGGUGAUCUUCUCAGUGCUGGGCUUCAUGGCAUAUGAGCAAGACGUGUCGGUUGGGGAAGUUGCCAAAGCAGGUCCAGGGCUUGCCUUCAUAGCCUACCCCAAGGCAGUAUCCCUGAUGCCUGCUGCUCCGUUCUGGUCUUUUCUCUUCUUCUUCAUGAUACUGUUAGUUGGUUUAGACAGUCAGUUUGUUGCAGUGGAGGGCCUGCUCACGGCCUUGGUGGACAUUUUCCCGCGUCAACUCAGUGGCGGGCGCCGGCGGGAAAUCUUCACACUUGUCAUUUGCUUUGCAAUGUUUCUGGCAGGCCUUAUCUUUGUCACAAAUGGUGGGAUGUAUGUCUUUAAGCUGUAUGACCAUUAUUCCGCCAGUUAUCCAUUGUUCCUGAUUGGUGCAGUGGAAGCAGCUGUGAUAGCAUGGGUGUAUGGUGCCAACCGAUUCUAUGACAAUCUGGAAUAUAUGAUUGGCUAUCGUCCCUUUAUCUGGUUCAAGAUCUGCUGGCAAUUCCUCAUACCUCUGGUUGCAUUGGGCAUCUUAGUCUUUGCUUUGGUGAAGCAUGAACCGAUGGAAUACAACGGCUACUCCUACCCGCUGUGGGGCACCCUCAUCGGUUGGGCAUUGUCUGUCUUGUCUGUUAUUCUGAUCCCCAUUACAUGCUGUGUGUUGCUGCUUCGAUCAAAAGGGAGUUUACGAGAGCGUUGGUGCAUCUUGACCACACCACGCCUGAAACCACACCAGAUGCGACCCACCACCGACACCAGCAAAGAUCCAGUCAACUUGGUCUCCUACAAAGAGUACCCUAAGGAAGACGGGAGCCUGUCUGAGAAGGAGAGACUGGAGCUAGGCCUGGGUUGAAUACAUUUAGUUUUACAAGGGAACCAUUUCAGUAUCGGCGAAUGACUAAAUGUAAUGGUAAAGGAUACAACCAAUUCAAAUGACAGUUGUUGACUAGUGGUGUGCAUUUACGGGUAGUACAGGAACCCGGUACCCUAUGGAAGUAAAACACAGGUACCAGGGUAGCCAUUAAAGAAGCCCAACCCAAAAAAUUCAAAUCCUAUGAAUUAGCUUUACGGUGUAAACUGCAACUUUCGCAAGCAUCAUCCAUCGCGCAUUAAAUUAGGCGUAAACAUGAAAUCUGUUUUGAUUUUCCAUGUAGCCUGGUUUUUAUGUUGAAAAUUCCCCGAAAAUGGCUGCUUAUUCAUUGUCUGAGAAGUUAUUAAGUAAUUGGUAUUUGGUUACCCAAUCCCAUUAUCUGGAACCAGUGCCUAGCAUCAGCGGUCGAGUACUCGGGUACCCGGUUCCGAUGCACACCCCUAUUGUUGACUUUGGCAGGCCAGCCAAGUGAGCAAACUCUAGUGUUGUAUGCGAGAAGAUAAAAGUACAUGUACAAUGUACGGUAGACAGAUUUGGGGGCAUGGAAGAAAUGCCAUGGGUUACAAUAGGCAGAGCCACGUUUGAUGAUCAGUGUGAAAGGUGCUUUCCCUCCUGAUUGAUUUUUGUGAUUCUUGUUGAAGUCUACAGCCUAGUGUCCUCACAAUACCUGACUUACCGACUCCCUGACUGACUCUGGUUGUGAUAACUGGUGAACACAGCUAGUCAGUGCUGUCGUAUUGGAUUAUCCUGUAAUGUGUUAUAUCAGGCCCAUACACUUUUUUCACAAUUAAGCCAUAUUUGAGCGUUUUCCCUGAAUUUUGUUUACACAUGUACGCGAUUUUGUUGUCACGUGAUAAUGUCGCACGUGUUUAUAUACACGCACAAAUCAAUGAGCACGUUUACAUUUACGGGACAAAGUCAUGCGACUUAUUGUGCUAACUAUUUCAAAAAUCCUGCAAAAUAUCAUGUGUUCGUUCACACACACCCGUGUACAACAUUGCCGCGCGACAGUCGUUGCAACAAAAUCACGUAUGUGUAAAUAGGCCUUGUAAACCGUUAACUGGGAUGGUGCCAGACUAUUUAUGCGUUCCAAGCCUAAUUUUCAAAUUUUUUUUUAAAUGUGACUUAAAACAAUUAGCGUAUCAUUAAUCACAAAAUUUUAAUUUUUCGUCGGAUCAGACUGGUUUAAAUUUGUAAUAAACUUUAUUUCAUUACUUUCAUUUCUAUUCCCAAGUUCCAAAAAUGAAGAUUUUACCUCGCUUUCAAUAUAAUAUGGCCGACCCGUGAAUCAGGCCUAUUUGUGUAGACCAGAUGCAUGAAAAGACUUCCAGUGAAUAGCCAUUCAGAAUCAAUUAAGUAGAAUUGUGUGCUCUCUGGGACCAGCUCUACUAGGCUUGCUUUGUCUUGUUUGCAGUCUUUUGUUUCUUCAUCACACAAAUGCAUGCCCUGUAAGGUUCCGUGUCUGAAUGUUCUCCGAUCAUUUUAUUUAGCUGAUGCAAUCUAUGAUCACCUAGACGAACAUGCUUAUACUUUUCAAGAAAUGUUGUUUUGUUACAAAGUAUAAAUUUGUAUCUGGAACCCAAACCAAGAGAAUUAUAGUAUAAUUACAUUUCUUUAAAAGUUAAGUAUAUGUGUACGGGUUAUUUUAUGUACUCAUGUGCAGCACAAAAUUAAAGGUACACAUCUACCGGUACAAGUACAAUGUUCAUGUACGUUUGCCUACAGAGUAGUGCAGUUCUACAAAAUAAAAUGAACUCUGUUGUAACAUGUACUGUAUGUUAUUGCAUAAACUUUCAUAUAUCUCCAAACAGCAUUUUUAGACUAAAGUGUUUUUUUUUUAAUUCAAACAUAGGCUAUGCACAAAGUGCAAAUCUGUGUAAGCAUUUGUUAAGAUGUUCUCGUUUUAGCAAAUGUAUAAAAAAAACACGAAAAUGUAUUCGUUACUAAUAGAUUGAAAAUGUAAUUCAAUAACAUGGAACAAUUUAUAAUAGAGAACAUUUCAACUAGAUAAAUCUGUUUUACAAAAACUAUACUAUAUUUGGUUAAACCAAGGAUUUAUGAUUGUACUUUGGAAGUAUAUCUAAUGAGUACUAUAAUUGAAAGAUCUAUUUAAAAAAUAAAUGCAUCACAAAAAAAUAUAUCCUCAACCAAAAAAACCCAAUUAAGCUGCUAUAAUUGGACAAUCUGUGCACAGAAGACGAGAUUUAAAGAGAGAAAGAAUCAUGAUUUGUUAAUAUCCCCACUACACACAUCCUUCAUCAUUCAAUGUUGAACCCUUUCCUUACCAUGGGCGACUUUUGUCGACAAGGAAACCACACACAGAACACACUCGACACAGAUUUAUUCACUGCUUUCAGCAAGCUGGCAUAUUGGUAUGUUUUGCCACCCAUACAUACACCAUAUUUAUCAGAUGAAAGAGUGUUUUCGGAUCGUUUUAAUGAUGUAGUUAAUUAUAGUGUUGCCAUUACAAACAUUUAAGAAAAGUGCUUCUUUGAGGUAUAGAGUGUCAUGUGGUGAAAUGGCUUGCAGUUUGAUAAUGGGACCAGAUACCAAAAAAAAACAGGCAUAACUUUCUUAUUUUUGCACAUUAUGGCCUUGGUUUUUACAUCAAGAACAAUCUUUACACACAACACCAUUGAUUUUAAUCACUCCUUGGCGGUGACUUUUCAACUUGUGGGCCAUUUCUCAUGUUCUAGUGAUUUCCGCACGACUGAGCACACAAUUUGGUUCCGGGGAGAGCCAAGUCAAUAAACAAUGUGGUAAGGAAAGGGUCAAGUUGGGCGACACUACAUUCAUGGUGAACAUGGCACUUUCGAUUAAAGCCAUGUUCAAUGAAUAUGUGCACAUUGUGUUAGCUUGACAUCAGCUGCCAUUACAUUGGAACUAUGUAAUUACUAUCAGCAGUACAACAUGUAAAUUGUGCGUGAAUUACAUUGAACACUUGGAGGGACAACUGAUUACUACAUUGCUUGACAUCAGCUGCCAUUACAUUGGAACUAUGUAAAUAGUAUCAACAGUAUAAGAUGUAAUUGUGCGUGAAUUACAUUGAACACUUGGAGGGACAACUGAUUACUACAUUACUACUAUUCUGUAUCACUUAACUGGAGAGCUAGUAAAAAACAGUAUAGUCGGACUCCCUAUUAUCGCGGCAUCGGAAAUUUCUCGUUUUGCGUUGCCAAAACUCCUUCAAGUGGAAAUUUUUAUCCAGUUCACCAGGCAUUAAGGACUUUCUGCCCAGUUGUAUAAAAAGGACGAUUACAAAAUGUUGUGUCUUUCAGGACUUUUAAUGAUUUUUUUAAUAAAUAUUCACGUUUUCCAAAACUUGAAAAUGUUUCCUCACCGUGUCUGCUAAAAGUUACCGUAUAUAUUUUAAUAUAAUCUUUAAUGGUGCUCUGUCAAUGAAAGUUCCAUUGCUGAAAA